CUAGUUGAAGUUGAACCUGAAGCCAAGCAGGAAAUUCUUGAAAACAAAGAUGUGGUGGUUCAGCAUGUGCACUUCGAUGGACUUGGAAGGACCAAAGAUGACAUUAUCAUGUAUGAAAUCUGUGAUGUUUUCAAGGCUAAAAAUCUCAUUGAUGUAAUGAGAAAAUCGCAUGAAGCUCGUGAAAAGUUGCUGCGUCUAGGAAUCUUUAGACAGGUAGAGGUUCUGAUUGAUACCUGUCAAGGAGAUGAUGCCCUUCCGAAUGGUUUAGAUGUAACUUUUGAAGUAACAGAAUUGAGAAGACUUACUGGAAGCUAUAACACUAUGGUUGGCAACAAUGAAGGCAGUAUGGUACUUGGGCUUAAGUUUCCAAAUCUCUUUGGACGUGCAGAAAAGGUAACCUUCCAGUUCUCAUAUGGAACAAAAGAAACAUCGUAUGGCCUAUCGUUCUUCAAGCCACAGCCUGGAAACUUUGAGAGAAAUUUUUCAGUUAACCUGUAUAAAGUAACUGGACAGUUCCCUUGGAGCUCUCUUCGUGAAACAGAUAGAGGAGUAUCCACAGAAUUUAAUUUUCCAAUCUGGAAGACCAACCACACACUGAAGUGGGAGGGUGUGUGGAGAGAGCUUGGCUGCCUUGCUAGAACAGCGUCCUUUUCUGUUCGAGAAGAAAGCGGACACUCUCUUAAAUCUUCUCUCUCUCAUGCCAUGGUAAUUGAUUCCCGGAACUCUUCUAUCUUGCCAAGACGAGGUGCUUUGCUGAAAAUUAAUCAGGAGUUGGCUGGCUAUACAGGUGGAGAUGUGAGCUUUCUAAAAGAGGAUUUUGAAUUUCAAUUGAACAAGCAACUUCUAUGGGAUUCGGUUUUUUCAGCAUCGCUUUGGGGUGGAAUGCUGGUUCCUAUUGGAGACAAACCAUCUAGUAUAGCUGAUAGGUUUUACCUUGGUGGACCAACAAGUGUGCGUGGAUUCAGUAUGUACAGCAUUGGACCCCAGAGUGAAGGUGAUUACUUGGGAGGAGAAGCCUACUGGGCUGGAGGUUUGCAUCUAUACACCCCUCUCCCUUUCCGGCCAGGCCGAGGAGGGUUUGGAGACCUUUUCCGAACGCAUUUUUUCCUCAAUGCUGGAAACCUCUGCAAUCUUAACUAUGGUGAUGGUCCCAGAGCUCAUCUGCAGAAGUUGGCAGAGUAUAUUCGAUGGUCUUAUGGUGCCGGAGUAGUACUCCGCCUUGGAAACAUUGCUAGAUUAGAACUUAACUAUUGUUUCCCCAUGGGAGUACAGUCUGGUGACAGGAUAUGCGACGGUGUCCAGUUUGGAGCAGGAAUCAGAUUUCUAUAAUACAGAAAUGUUUUACAUCAGGAUAUGAAAUUGAGCUCUGUAAUUAAAAUCGAGAAUAUAAUAUAGCUCGAUACAGUUUAAAUUUUUUUCUUCAAAAAAAAAAAAAUACAUCUGAGUGAUUACCUCAGACUUCACAGGAAACUGCAUUAAAGAACUAUGCUCUAAAGGUGCAUUGUACCUCUGCUUUUUAUUAAAGAUGGGGGAAUGUUCAUAGGAUUUUAGCUAUUUUAACUUGCAGCUUUUACUGAUUAGUUGUUACUUAAAAUGUUACAUAGGCGUGCUGGAAAUUGGUUCGUGGAUACGUUUCACAGGAUUAUAAUUGUCAUUGACCUGCACAGCCUUCACAUGUUCAACUGCAAGUCUCACAAGUGCUGGGAUGACUAGGUAUAAUAAAUAUGGCUUGAGUAGAAAUUAAGCGGGAACGGUCUUUCUCCAUCAUCGACUUCUGUGAAGGAAUGACCCAGAAAAAUUUGUUAUGCAUCACGAAGGAUUUGAUACAAAAAUAAUCAUUAUACGGGAAGGAAAAUGUUCUGAUAAAAUAUAUUUUACUAUUGUAAAAUCAUCUAUAUUGAAAAGGCUCCUACAAAUUUGAAUUGCUUAUUGGAAAAGUUAAGUCCAGCUGCUAGCACAGUAAAUAGUAAAAUUCAAGUGCAACUUUGAGAUUUUCUGGAUUCUCAACUUUGAGACAGUUUUGAGUGUUUUAAUCGUCUCGGCCAAGCGGUUGAUUUGAGUCUUGCCAUUUGGAUCUUUUUGUAGCAGUUGCAAAAAGUGGUGUCUAGAUGUGAUCCCAUGAUACUAACUUGUUUGCUUUUAUGUCUGAGGCAUGUUCCUUUACUGCCUUCUGUUAGUGCUAAUUUCACUUUAAAAUUUGUCAUUCAGCAUAUAUUCCAGUUUACAAAUAUAUUUUAAUGAGAUUGGAGUAAUUCACUAGCCUUAUGGUUCAGCUUUCAAGAUAGAUAUCUAUUAAUUUUUUAUAUAUGUAUCAAUCCUAAGUUGUUGUUAUAGUAAGAGUCUAGAAUCCACUUUCCCUCCAUCUGAGUUUGUUUUAUUAUUAGGUAUUGGCAAAAUUAAAAUCAUAAUACGAAGAAUAUUAUGGGAGGGUAGAACUUUCAAGCUGCUUUGUUCAGUUUGUCCUUGACUGUAAAUCUCCUCGCAUAAUUGGCUAGGAUUGGCUCUCUUAAGUAUGGUAGCUUUCAUAGUUUCUAGUUGGAUUUCUUCUGUCCAGCUAAAGACGUAAGUUUGAACACGUUCAAAAGUUAGGUGGCUUUGUUGCCAAACGGUGUCAGGACUGCCAUCAAAUCUUGGUGCCAGUCAAGUCAGUCCUGAGACUCUACUCACUGUAAAGAGGUCACAGUUUCAUACAGUGCUUUAGCAUUGGUAUAUAUUGUUUUUGCACUAAUACAGUAACCAAAUAUGUGGAUAACUUUCUAAAAUGUAUGAAGGUUAGAAAUUGGUCUGUGCCUAGUUUUUGCAGAGCUCUGCUGGACUAAACAGCCUUCCUAUUUAUUUAUUUUAUAAUGUUCCGUCAAUGAGGAUCACAAGUGUUCAAUACAGAAAAUGGUGUGAAUGACAGAAGUUAGGUCUGUUUCAAAUACCAAAAUUUAACAUAGAGAACCUUUUCCAGUGUGCAUAUCUGACAGCUACUGUAGCAGAUAUGUAGUUAACAAAGCAUUUAUGAUUUUUUUUGAUGUUAUGAUAAAAAACAAGACACAACAUUAAGAAUGUCAACAAAUGUUACUGUUUUUUCCUAGUACUAUCUACGUUUUGACAUAGAAAAAUAUUUUCAGUGGGAAGACUGGGAAUCUUGAUAUCUCAAAAUACUCUUAGGAUUUUCUCUCAGGAGUUCAAAGUUUAUUUUGGUCAUAUUGAUAAAAUUAGAUGUAUUUUGUUGCCUUAAAAACUCUUUUCGUGCACAGUGGUUGUUAUUAAAGGCUGUUCACAUUUAGUCCUUUAAUAUUACAUGCAAAAGUACUAAGCUGGUAUCGUUUGACUACUUUAGAAGGCCAGGUAGCCUUCCUGAGUUGAAUCAUAGACUAGGCUUACAGAAAUAGCCUCAGUCUGCACGCUAAUAGUAAGUUCUAGUCCACAUUUAGUUUUGAGAAAACAGUGUUCUAUAGCAAUAAAAUAAGGGUGGGGAAACUUUGUCAAAGGCUGAGUAGGCCUUUCAAGCACACUUGGAAGACUGCAGUUUACCACACAGCAUAUUAUUAUUACUGGGUAAUUCUAGGAGAAAAACCAUGUUACAGAAGCCUUUGUCUGGGCCACUGUUGAAAAUGCAUUGAACAAUAAAAUUUUCUCGUGGCGUAUAGCAAACGCUCAAAAGUUAUCCACGCUACCCAAAGUAUUCCUCUAGAAGUAACAUGUAAAUCACACUGUUGCUUGUGUAGAGUUCUGACAUAGUCAACAUAUUUCUGUUUGAAAUUUGUUGCUGAGGCUCUUUAUAAUUAGGAUGGAUAAGAUGCAAAUUAGGUUGAGUAAGAUAGAAAUCAGAAUUCCAGUAGAAUCUGCUAUAGUACUAAGCAAAAUCCAUGGUAGAAGGGCUCUGAACAGACCUGAAGCAAUUUUCCUCUUGGCUGAUCCCAUUUCUGGCUGUAGAGUUUAUGUCUGUGAAAAGAUAAAAAAGAGGUAAGGAAGGUCUGAAGUAAUAGCUGCGAUAGCACUGUAUUUGCUUAAAUGGGUAAUUUGGAUAUCACUUCACCUACUGACUAGUUGAAAUGCUCUUGCUUUUACAACCAGACAGAGCAGUUUGGAACAGUAAAAUAGUGAUAAAUGCCUCCAAAUAGUGCACCAGAACCUGGACCAGGAUGCUUGUGGACUCUUAUAUGAAACUAAUAACACAGUUGCAAAUAUGAUUGGAAGGAGAGUUUGUUCAGCUGUGUUAUUGUUCCACAGGGCCCCUUUCUAGAGGCUAAAAGAGACCUAGGGAGGAGAGGAGGGCACUUUCCUUUAUACCAAAGGAGUAAGAGCAGCUUCUUGGGACAAGGGCUGCACAGACUUAAUGCUGUGUUGAGGGCACCUCUGAGCCAGUAAGAAGAGUAUAGUAAUGUGUGAAAAGGAGCAGGAAUAUUUGUGUCACUGCUUCUAAGAUGAUGAGGGAUUUCUUGGAGUCGUUAAGAAAAAAAAAAAGUUGCAAUUUUUCUUUAUACCUAGAAAAUCUUGUGCACUAAGCACUGCUAAGGAGCAAGACACUAGGUAGCUUCUGGGAAAGGUGAGAGGUAAUGUGAUAGGUUGCCAGACUGUCAGGAGUAGGUCUACUAUGAUGCUGUUGUUUUUGUAGAGCACCUAUGUAGGAAUUGCUGUCUGUGUCAUGCCCUUUGAGAGCGGUGUACAGAGAAAGGAAAGUGAAUGUGUAUUGGAUUAGGCCAUCCUUAUUGAGUGUAGGUGAGCAGUUCCUCAAAACAAUACUCAUUACUACUAAUUACCAGUGUCACAUGGAACCCCCCCCCAUACACACACACUUCUUAAUGAGAAUAGAGGAGUUGAUCUGACAUGUAGGAGAGUAUCCUGAAUUUUGUAUGGCAUAACAGGAAAAUCAUUCUAAAAUUACAGAACCUCUGUGUAUAGGAUUCUACUGUUCUUUUCUUUAAAAAGGUAGAACCUGGCAACCACGGCGCUAGCUGCAGUUUUUAGGAGGAUUUUUGCGUAGCUUCUCUACCAUUACUUUGAAAUAAUAGUGUAAUUGAAUUUAUAGCUGUUUUAUAAUGUCGGUGCUAAAUCCCUGUCUGCAGCUGCAUUGCUCUUGUUGAUUUUAACUUAAUGAAGACAAGACCUUAUGCUGAAUGUAUUCCGUGCAAGUCGGAGCGUUCAACUUUCAUCUGUUGUCAGGCAAAAAAAAUACCAACUAGCCUGCAGCUGUUGGAGCUAAUGUCUGUGUGGAACAAAUGGUCUUUGUAAGAGCUUUUUGCUUAAAUAGAGUAUAUGAUCUAAAUUAUUCUGAAGCAAAUCAGUUAAGUGGUACAUUUCUACCUCAGUACUGAACAAGUAAAAUUAUUAAACCGAAAAGAAAAACCCUGACAAUCAAUUAGUAUACCAAGAAGAAAACUAAUUUUAAUAGUGCCUUGUACCUAAGGUAUCUGUUACCUUAGAAAAAUCAGUACAGGUACUAUUAUAAUAGAACAAGGCUGUAUGUAAUGAUUUUCUACUUAAAACAGUUGCUUUUACUUUGCUUCAGUAUUGCCCCGUAUAUUCAAUGAAAUGUCACCAUUAUUUCAUGACACAUAAUUACAGUAGUCUCCUCAUGUAUGCUAAAAUUUUGAAUGGAGUAUAAAAUGUCAUAAGACUUAGAGUAGAGGUAAACAGAAGACCUGUAUAAAAAAGAAUGCUAGCAAUGUUCAAAUGAGCAAAUGCUAAUUCAAACUUUCAAUUGUUCAGCUAAAUAUUGAAGUUAACAGUACCAGGCUGAAAUCAAAACCAGAUUUUGAACUCGGUUGAGUCUUUCCAGGGUACUUCUUUAUUUGUAAAAAGAUGGGAUUAGGCUCUGACAGUUUUCUUAAUGAAUAUACUCUCCAGGGAAUCUCAUACCUGAUACGAGAGAGGGCACUAGAGAGAAUUUUCUGCAGCGUACACUGCUGCUGUCUCGUUCAAUGUGGCAGGUGUUUAAAUGAAUAAUAUAGCUGGCCUUCUUGAUGCUUCUCCUCAGACAGAAUACGCACUUCAAACUGAAGGCCGUGCAACCCAUGCAGCAACAGCUGUAUCGCCUUUAGAUGGCUAGCAGACAGUUAAACUAUAAAAGACCAACACAUACUUGAUGGCGUUUACUGACAUAAGCUGUUCAUCUCUUAUGUAGAAGAGCAUUGUUUGUUUGAACCGCUGUGAUGCUUCUCAAAAUGACUCCAGGUAUUCCUUUUGUUGUGUUUUUUUGAAGUAUAUUUCUACUUUCUUUUGCCCUGGGCUCUCUCUGCUUGUCUCGGACAAUCCAGCCUCCUUUUGUUUUGAAUAGGUUGCAAUACUUUUUCUAUUUCCGCUAUAAAUUUAAGCGGUUUCAUUAUAAAUAUAUAGGACAUCAAAGUUGGAGGAGAAAGGAUGUAUGUGUGUGUGUCUUUCCUUCCAAUUAUUAAAAGAUAUUUGCUUAUAAGACUUUACAUUUUAGAUGCUGUACUUAGGUCAGGGAAGUUUUAUGUGCUUUUUUGGGCUACGUGUGUAGCUUGUCAACCAAUUUGUAUGUUCUGAAGUUUAAGGAUUUUCUGAUUAGUUUCAUAGUCGGUUCUAGUACCUGAAUGCUUUUAGUUUUUCUUCAGGGGUUGGAUAAAAUGCUUUUUCUACAACGCCUAAAAGUUAAAUGUAAUUAACAGUGCAGUGUGAAUUUUAUGAAAGGAAACAUCAACUCUCCUGCUGUUGAUC
Molecule: messenger RNA, 6669 nt
Organism: Struthio camelus australis
Lineage: Eukaryota; Metazoa; Chordata; Aves; Struthioniformes; Struthionidae
Source: RefSeq, a predicted model, not a curated record